Molecule: messenger RNA, 1256 nt
Organism: Folsomia candida
Lineage: Eukaryota; Metazoa; Arthropoda; Collembola; Entomobryomorpha; Isotomidae
Product: serine/arginine-rich splicing factor 3
Exons: 7
Coding region: 190-633 (147 amino acids)
Biological process (GO): mRNA splicing, via spliceosome
Cellular component (GO): nuclear speck
Molecular function (GO): RNA binding
Source: RefSeq, a predicted model, not a curated record
AGUGACGAGUCUGUGCUGUCUCUCUCUGGUGGUGGAUGAGGACGACGCCACUCAGGUUUUUGACUCUCCGCCCUGUAGCACUCGCAGCUUCGCUCUCUCUCAGUCUCUCUCCAGCCAGCUAAACAACGGGCACCUCAAAAACAAUUUAUUUCUAAUUUUGGAAUAAACGGACUUACGAUUGCAGGAGAAAUGUCUCGUCAUCGCGACUGGGACUUAUCUUGCAAGGUCUACGUUGGGAACUUGGGGAACAGUGCGUCCAAGAACGAACUGGAAAGUUCCUUUGGCAAGUAUGGACCUCUGAAGAACGUUUGGGUGGCACGAAAUCCACCAGGAUUUGCGUUCAUUGAGUUUGAAGAUCCUCGAGAUGCUGAGGAUGCAGUCCGUCAUCUUGAUGGGACUCGCCUGUGUGGGGUAAGGAUUCGUGCUGAAAUGUCAACUGGGCGCAAUCCUUCCGGUCGUGGGCGAGGAUCUGCUCCACCAAGGCGAGGUGGUGAUCGUGGUUAUGGUGGCGGAAGAAGCCGAUCUAGGUCGCCAGCAGCAAGGCGUCGCUUUUCGAGGAGCCGAAGUCGCUCACAUUCCAGAUCACGAUCCCGUGGUCGCCGCUCUCGCUCGGAUUCUCGGGAACGUCGUUAAAAACCCCGUCUCUUCCGGUAUGAUGGUUUAUUAUCAGAUUCAAAUCUGAGUUACUUGAAAAAAAGGAACUAAAUUCAUCGUCAUCAAAUACAAGAAUUACAUCAUUACUUUUCUUUUCAAAAUGAAUUCAAGCCCUCCUCUAGACCUAGAUAUGCUUAUACAUACUUACUGACCAAAUUCAAAAUUAUCUAAAUCUAUCUGGACAUCCAUUUUCCUCGUCUUUAUGUACUGUAUGUAUGUACUAGUACUGUCCACUCAUCUCUACUGUUACGUACUAGAUGAUUAACUUAGCAUUAGUCUUAAUUGUUAAUCAAUGUUAAUGUUAAUCUUAUUAUUUUAUUUAAGCAAUACCUCUUAGAAACAUUCAAUAAUUUGGUGGUAAUAAAUAUCCUGUAGUAAUUUUCAAGUAUUUUACGGGAAACAGUUGGGCUUUGUAAUUACUAUUGUUAAAGUUUACUUUGUAUUAUUACAUUAUGUAGAUCCUGUCAUGGUUUAUUAUUAUUCCCUAACCAACCAAUGCUUGUAAUUCAAGUUUACAAAAUAUUCUUCUAUUUUCCGUCUCGAGAUGUGGGAAUUUAUAUCGUACGACUGUAAUAAAAUGUUCUAUUGUUUUUGAAAGUAAG